AUGCGGGCCGUCGUCGCGUCAGAGCGCGCCAUAUGCACGGCUCGAUUGCUCGCCGCUGCACUGUUCGCGUGCGCGCUGGGCCUCGCGUCCGACGCGCUUACCGGCGCCGUGCAGCCUCCGCGUCUCGCGGGGUCGCCGUCGCAUCACCACGUGACUGCGGCGCCGGUUCGCGUGCGAGCGGCUACGAGUCUGAUCGCGGCGGCUGUGAGCGGGGGGACGGGGGAGCGGCACGCCGCUGCGCUGGCAGGCGCAGCGUUGAGUGGCGCCCUCGCGCGCCUCUAUCGCCGCCGCCAGGCCCCUUCUCUGCGCGCUGACCCCGCCUGCCGUCCCGACCCCGCGCACCGUUUCAUCCCCCACACACCUCUCUCGUUGCCCGUCCCCGCAAGCAAUACCCCUCCGCUGCAGGCGCAAUGCGCGGAAGAAGGGCCGCAAUGCGCGGAAGAAGGGCCGCAAUGCGCGGGUGUGCUGGACGCCGCGCUGCUGCACGUCAUCGUCGCCGCCGCCACGCCUCUCCUCCCCCGCCUCCCCUGCCCGACCACCCUCACCCCCCACCCUGCCCACCCUUCUCCCCUCAUGUCUACGGCGCUCGCCCCACCCGCCCUCGCGCUCGCCCGCCUGCUGCUGCUGCUCGCCGCCACAGCCGCCGCCACCUCCUCAUCCUCCUCGCUCCUCCCCCUCCUCCUCCUCGCGCGCCCCCCCUCGCCCCCCCCCGCGUUCUGGCCGCGCGCCCUGCGCCUGCUGCUGGCGGACCUCGUGGCGCUGCUGCUCGGCGCGCUGCUGCUGCCCCUGGCGCUCGCGCCUGCUGCGCCACGCGCGCACACGCAAGGGCAGGGGGAGGUCGGGCAGGCGAGGGGGGAGGAGGGCAUGAUGGGGGAGGAGCAGGCUGGUGUGCGCAACGCAAGGGAGGGGGGGGACGAGGGGGGCACGGAAGGGAGUGAGGCUAUGGCGGAGGGAGGUAGUGGGAAGGGCAGUCCGAAGAGCAAUGGGAAAGGGGGAUGGGGGGAGAGGCUGUAUGUUGGAGCGGGGGCGGGGCAUGCUACUAGGUGUGGGGGAGGCGUUGCGGCGGGCAGUGGGGGUGGCGGGGCAUGGGGCAUGGCGGUGCUGUGCGGUGUGGUGGCGGGCAGCUGUGGCACUCUCCUCUCAGGCGCCCUCUCCGCCUCCCAUGCCGCCCCCCUCGCCGCCCUGCUGGCUCCCACUCUCAUGUGCUGCGCCACCCACUGGCCACGCCACCUCGCAGCCGUCACCCUGGCACUGUCAGCAUCAGCCCUGUCAGCCACGUCAGCAGGGUGGGGCCCCUUUCACCACGUUGUUCCGUUGGAAGCUACUCUGCAGGUGAUUGGUGGGAGAGUGCCUCUAGAUGAUGGUGGGAAUCGGCAAGUCGGGGAGAGUGAGACAGGGGAGAGUGAGACAGGGGAGAGUGAGACAGGGGAGAGUGAGAGGAGGGUCAUGUGGGAUGAUGGCACAUCCCAGCCAGCCCUGCACACAUGGCAUCCUCCUACCUCCCUGCACCGGCACCCAAGUGCUCUCCUUGCCUCCCUCGCCCAUGGCAGCUCCAGCUCUUCCUGCUCGCUCUCCUGCUGCUGGCCCACCUGCUCCUGCCACUCUCAACCGCCCUCCGCCUGCCCUUCAUCAUGUGCUGCCACACCGACACGCCUAUUGCGCCCACUGCCGUUCCUCCCUCCCCCCACUGCCCUCCCUCCCCCCACUGCCGUCCCUCCCCCCCCACACGCACAUUCCUCAUGUCGUUCGCUGGCCCUCAGUGCGCAGCGGGCAGCGCGGGCACGGCGCGUGGCAGCACUGGAGAGGCAAGUGACAGCGCUGGAGGGUGAGGUGGCGGCACUGGAGGGCGAGGUGCGGCAGGAGCGAGAGGCGGCGAGAGCGGCAGGGGAGGCGGUGCGGGGGUUGGUGGAGGCGAAGGUGCAGUUCAUGGCGAACAUGAGCCAUGAGAUCCGCACGCCCAUCCACGGCAUCCUCGGCAUGACCGACCUCGCCCUCGACUCCCCCCUCCCCCCUGACGCCCGCGACCACCUUGAGACCGUGCUGCAGUCCGCCAACCACCUGCUGCUGGUGGUGAACGACAUUCUGGACAUCACCAAACUCCAGGCGGGCCGCCUGCAGCUGGACAGCGCCCUCUUCGACCUGCGCACCCUCCUCAACGGCAUCAUGACAAUGCUCGCCGCCCGCGCCGCCCUCAAGGGCCUGGCCUUCCAGUGGGAGGUGGAUGCGGCUGUGCCGCCCCUGCUGCUGGGAGAUGCCGUGCGCCUCCGACAGUGCCUGGUGAAUCUAGUGGGCAACGCCAUCAAGUUCACGGACCAGGGCAAGGUGCACAUCACCGUGCACCCCUUCUCCCCCUCCCUCCUCUCACCAGCCCUCUCCCUCAUACCACUUCCCUCCUCCCACUCCUCUCCUUCCUCCUCCACCAUGUUUCCUCCACAACCUCUCACGCCCUCCCACCUGUCGACCUGCAACUCCACCACUGCCUCCACCACCGCCACCACCACCACCACCACCACGCCCUCUUCCUCUGCUGCCUCUGCCUGUGCCACCGCCCCACCCCCCUCGCCCUCUGCCCCUGCUGCCCCUGAUGACCCUUCUGCUGCGCGUGGCGACGUGGAUAAUGGGGGCAAUGGGGGCGAUGGGCCCAGUGGGAGGGGGUCAGAGGGAGCAGCAGCGCCAGGGGGAGAGGGAUUGGCGCUGCUCUUCACCAUCAGCGACACGGGCGUUGGCAUACCGGAGGGCGAGCAGAGGCGCAUCUUCUGUGCGUUUGAGCAGGCAGACUCGUCCAUGUCGCGCCAGCAUGGCGGCACCGGGCUCGGCCUCUCCAUCACCUCCAGGCUGGUUCACAUGAUGGGCGGCAGCAUUUGGCUGCACUCUUCCCCUGGCGCCGGCAGCACCUUUGCCUUCUCUGCGACCUUUGCUGCGCCGCCCCUCUCUCCCUGCACCCCGCGUGCUGCCCCCCGUGCUGCCCCCCCUCCCCCGCGGCGCACGGUGAGUGCGGAGGAGCUGGACGGCCGCCUCGCCCUGGACGCCCUCUCGCUCUCCCUGCUGCCCUCCCUCGUCCUCCACCGCUCCUCCCGCGCCCCCCCUCCCCCCCUCUCCCCCUCCGCCGCCUCCUGUGCUGCCAGCGCUGGUGCACCCCUCUCUGCCCGCGCACCUGCUGCUGCCCGCAUGGGGUUCAGCUUCCCCGGGCGGGCAGACGCUGGCACAGGUGGGGCAGCGGAGCAAGGAGUGGCAGUGCACGGUGGAGGCGAGGGCGCGGGCAUGGAUGCUAGGGCGGAUGCAGCAGCGCGUGCGGGUGGUGGGGAUGCGGUCCAGGCGGUGAGGCGUGGCGAGGGCAGGGCAGGGCGCAGCCGGCGCAGAACACAGAGCUUCACGUGCGGGGAUGCGAGCACAGGGCGCAUGCUGGAGGAGGUGCUGAGGCAGGCAGGCGCGGAGCAACAGGCGGGCCAGCAGCUGCUGCAGCAGCCCGCCAAGCUGCCCUCCACCAGAUUCGCUGCUGCUGGCCCCCACGCCCACGCCUCUGCUGCCCCCCACGCCCACGCCUCUGCUGCCCUUGCAGCCGCUGCUGCGCCAGCUGCUGCUGGGGGCAGCUAUGGUGGUGGUGGCGGCCGCGGCCCUGAGGCUCAUGCUGACACGGGCUCUGGAGUUGACUGGACGCAACACAGUGGUGUCAGCGGCACAGCCGCGGCAGCAGCAAUGGCAGCAGCGGCAGCGGCGGGUGCUGCAGAAAAGGGUGCAGCGAAGACCUCCUCAGGUUCCGAUGGGUGGAUGUUUCCGUUCGGUCUGUCUGCUUCUCAUGGCCCUCGCACCCUCCACCCGCAGCAAGCGCAGCAGCAGGAGGAGGAGAGGCAGCGGGUGGAGCAGCAGCAGGAGGGGCGUGUACCAGUGGGGCAGCUGGAGAGAAGCAGCAGUGAGGGCUUUGCCAUGCGGCGGCGGCACCUGCUGGUGGCACGCGGGCGCACGCGGUCCAUGGAGUGCAUGGGGGGGGGGGAGGUGCGCGAGUGGGGUGGUGCUCGCUCCCCAGAGCAGCCUGUGGGUGCGCUGGGCGAGCGCAGAGAGGGAGACGGGAGUGGCUUUGGCGGCGCCUCAGGCAGCGGAGCAGCAGUGGCGGGCAGAGAGGGUGGCCGUGGGCAUGGUGGCGAGGAGAGCAGAGAGGGGAGCAGCAGCCCUGGGGUGGAGGUGCCACGCCUCCCAUCGUGGAGCCCUGCCAGUGGCAGUGGGGCGCGCAUGGCAGGCAGUCCGCGCACAGGAGGGGUUGUGGGGGCCAUGUCGGGCAUGGCGGGCAGAGCAGCAAGCAGCGAGCCUAGAAGUCCCAGUGCACAAGCAGGUGCGGAGAGCAUUGGGCGUGCGGUGGGUGGUGGCGUGGAGGCGAGUGUGGCGAAGCUGAGCCGCGUGGUGGAGAGGGAGGACGAGGGGCUGAGUGAGGAUGACGCCCCUGCCGCGCGCACAGCGCAGCAAGCCAGGAGGGAGGGGCGCGUGCGGCGAAGCACCACUGGACGCCUAUCCAUGGAGGGAGGCGCGGCGGAACCGCAAGGGGAGAGUGCAGACGCUCACAGGGAGCAGGGCGGAGAGCAGGCUGUGGGGAGGGUGAGAGGAGAACAGGAGCGGUUGAAAGGACUGAGGGCAUCUGAGGAGGAGGGCAGAGGGGAGGUGGGAUGGAGAGGCCAGAGGGAGUUGAGGGGGCCCCCCUUGUCGGUGGGUGGCAGUGGGUGGGGGGCGGAGGCAGCAGGUGAGAUGCGCCCCAGCGUGAGCUUCAAGGAGUCGUUCUCUGCCCACCACGAUGAGCCGCUGGGCAAUGGCACCCCAGACCCGUGUGAGGCUGUCAGUCGUGGCAGUGCGAGCAGCUGUAGCGGGGAUGUGGGCACAGCAGCAGCAGGUGCGGCACCAAGCAGCAGGGCAGGUGCAUGUGGGCCGUUGGGGCGGCAGAGGCAGCUGCGAGUGCAGCACCUCACCUUCCAGCUGCCUGAAGACACCUCCCCCUCACACUCGCCCUCCACACCCACCUUUGACUCGCGCCGCCCAUCCCUCAGGCCGCCUGUUGAUGCACCUGCGCCCGGCAUGCCCGCCAUCUCACCACGCCCCCCUCUGUCCCCGCGGCGCCCUCACGUGGACGCGUCCACGGCGGGCGUGUCGGAGCCCAGCACCAUGGACGCCAUCUACGCGCGCAUCCAGGCCCAGGCUGCCGCCUCUCGCCCCCUCGCCCCCACCCGCUCACCCCCCACCGCCGCCGCUGCAGGCGACGGUGCGCGCAGCAGCUUGGCGCGCGGCAGAGAGCCGCCUCCCCUGGACGUGCCGUCCACACCGUCGUCCUCCGCACGCCGCGCUGCAGGAGGGGGCCUGCUGCGGCAGAAGUCAGGCGGGAUGGCACUGCUGCAGCGGCAGGGCACGGGGGUGGGGCGGCAGGGCGGGGGGCUGGCGAGGCAGGGCACGGGGCUGGGGCGGCAGGCGAGUGUGAAGCUGAAGCAGAAGCCGGUGCGCGCGGCGAGCCCUAGGGCCAUGCUGUCUGCUGUGGCGCUGAACAUCCUGCUGGCGGACGACAGCGUGGUGAACCAGAAGGUGGCGGUGCGCUUCCUCAAGAAGAAGGGCAUGGUGGCCGACGCCGUGGGUGAUGGCGCUCAGGCCAUCCAGCGCCUCUAUCCCAAGGAUGGCGGCAUCUCCCCCUACGACCUCCUUCUGCUCGACGUGCAGGUGCGACCUCCUGCUGCUCGACGUGCAGGUGAGCCGCCCCACGUGCAGAUGCCAGUGAUGGACGGGCUUCAGACAGUGCGGGUCAUUCGUGAGAAGGAGACAGCCGAGAAGCUUCCCCACCUUCCAGUCAUCGGGCUGACAGCGCAUGCGGCGGAUGUGUACCGCGACCAGUGCAUCUCCGCUGGCAUGGACGGCUUCGUCUCCAAG
This is a messenger RNA of Closterium sp. Naga37s-1, 5895 nucleotides long. NCBI's taxonomy places the organism in Eukaryota, Viridiplantae, Streptophyta, Zygnematophyceae, Desmidiales, Closteriaceae. The record is from the annotation of a GenBank genome assembly.